Pseudogymnoascus verrucosus is the source of this 4842-nucleotide messenger RNA. RefSeq lists its product as uncharacterized. Gene Ontology annotation, molecular function: protein binding. Lineage: Eukaryota; Fungi; Ascomycota; Leotiomycetes; Thelebolales; Thelebolaceae. The record is from RefSeq and is a predicted model, not a curated record. The coding region runs from base 743 to 4255 and encodes 1170 amino acids. The transcript has a single exon.
UGUUAAAGCCGAGUAUGCGGGUUGAAGAUUUCUACGCAUUUUCACGAUUAUCCCUUGUCUUUCUUCCUCUUGGCUCUUGUCACUCUCCACCCAUAUUACACCUGUAUUACACACAAACUAGUACUUCCACUGGUACUUCCAAACUUCCAAUCCACUUCCCUUCCUCCCCUUCUAUCAUCGCCUGCAACCUUCUCUGUGUCUCUCUCCGUAUCUGAGUGCAUCUGCGUAUCUGCGCGUAGGCCCGAACAUCAGACAGACGUGACUCGUCAUCGUUCAAACUUUCUUUUCCACACACACCCACACGCAACCACCAAUAUACCUACAAUCCUACCUACCUACAUACGACCACCUUCCACUCCGGAGUACAGUCAGAGUCAGAGAACACAUACCAUCCACACAUACCAACCACAACCACACAAUAGCCUUAUUCCCUCAAGGCCCUUUUCCCUUAUCCCACUUAAUAUACCAACUCACUUCGCCCUCUUUUCUUACCCUUCCUCCCUUCUUAUUCAGCAUCUGCUCUUCAGCAAACAACAACUUCAAUACCGUCCGUUUAUAAUCAAUCAUACUCAGUUCGACUCGACAACUUCGAGUCGACCUUUCCAAUCCCAACCUCAAACUUAUACCAAAUUCACAUAGCGCGUUUGUUGACGGCCACUGCUGUCAAUGAACCUGCAAUCCAUCUCUCUCCGAAUCUAAUAUCCUCCCCUCCCAGUCAAUGAGAGGACUCACCAUCUGCUAAAUGCCCAUUUACUCAAACCUCUACUCCAAUCUCGCACGUCAGGGGUUCGCCAAAACAUUUCACCACGGAUACGCCCAGUCACUCGUUGCUGCGACACACCCGUCCUCCUACCCGAACCAGCACAACCGCAGCGCGUUCGCUCGUCGCCACAACAGUGUUGGGAAGCUCCACAGCUACCGCUUCAAGAAUGCGUUUCACACCAGCGUAAAUGCCUCGUCGGCGCUCACCCUCCAGCAGGAUGUGCGACCAGAGAGACUCAAUACCGAUGCGGGGCUAGACGCCUACUUCGAUGCCUGGAAGAAACAGCACCCCGUCGGGGAGCCGGAGAAGGAAUGGACACAAUUCCAGUUCGCCAAGCGGAUUGAGUGGAAGCCUUCGGUUCCAGAGGUCGAGGAGGUAACUGCAGAGGCAGUAGUCGCAAGCUAUGAAGAUCAGCGCCCGGGCUUGGAGAGAUCCCAAAGCACGGGCGACCUUGAUGGCCUAAGGAAGGCGCGCAGUGACACAUUCGUUUCAGUCGAGGGAUCGGGCGCUGUUACCCCGGAGGUCGCGCAGCAGAUUAGAGACCUCCAUAUCAAUGGAUUGGAGCAGGUUGCUUCGGGGCUCGUAACACCUCCUAUGAGCCUUGAGGAUUUCCGCCGCUCGCCAUUGUCGACCAGCUCCGUCACGACGACCUCGGACCUCCAAUCCCAGAGCUACGCUGAGCACCUCACGAAGCUCUCUCAAUCGCAGCGCUAUGCCGAGAUCCCCGCCGUUUUCGAGUCCAUGCUUGUUGCUGGCAUCAAGCCAGUCGCGGACUCAUACAACGCGCUUCUCGACGCUGCUAUCCACCUGCCUGCCGAAAGGAUCCAGGUGGUUCCCAAGGCUCUCGAUGUCUACUCCGACAUGCUUCGCCGCAAGGUGGCACCCACCACCGCCACCUACAACACUCUCAUCAACCUUCUCGCCUCCAGAUCUCUCGAGGUCAACGAGUCCAAGAAGAUGUUGGAGGAGAAGCGGGCCCGUUUCGGCGGUAUGGAGCAGCCCGACAAGUUCAUGCUCGCGUCCAGCGAGAUGGAGUUCGACAUCUUGUCCGAAGACGACAGGCUCGACUUUGCCGUCAAGAUGUUCGAUAUCUCCAUGAGGACCAACAAGGACCGCACUUACCCAGCAGAGACAUACUUCAAGCUCAUUUCAGCUUGCGCUGAGGCUGUUCGCGUCAACGAUAUGGCGCGCUUCUACGAGGACAUGGAGUCGAAGAAGGUUAUCCCUCUGGCUGCCACAUUCCCAUCGAUGAUCAAGGGAUACGCAGCUUCCCGCGAUCUCACCAGCGCUGUUGAGUGCUACAACGAAUACAAGGACAUUGCUGUUGCAGACAACUACGGACUGGUGGAACUUACUGACCGCCAGGAUGCAUUUGUCUACGCUGCUGUUGUGAAGGCGUACGUCGAUUCCGACAAACUUCCCGGAGCGAUCCGCUUUUACGAGAAGAUUGUUGAGUCAUCGAGCGCAAAGAACUCUGCAGUGAAGGACAUAAUCGUGUCACACGGACUUGUUCAGGGGCUGCUUGACCGCGGUGUUCACGCCGAAGCUCUUAAGUGGGCUCAGGGCUUGAGCUUCGCACCCAAGGCCUCCGCCAUGGGCAAGAUUGCUGCUUCUGCAGCCGAUGCUGGUAACACCCCAGUUGCUCUUUCAGCAUUCGAGAACGUCCCUCUAGACAGCCAAAAUGUUGCGGCUCCAGCCAUGGCGCUGCUCGCUCUUAGCGUCCGCUCUGGAAACGUCGCCGAGGCCUCCAAGUACUGGCAGAUUCUGUCUGCCCCUGGAAUGGCCAUUUCGCCUUCAUUCAUUGAGCCGACGGCCAUGUAUGCCAUCAGCAUGAUCGGAUCUGGACAGGCUGCUAUCGGACUCUCCCAGGCGGAGCAGAUGUUCCAGCGCAUCAGGGAAUCUGCCUCUUCGCAGUCGUCGAUUGCUGAUGAGGUGGAGGAGGGCAUGCUGCUUGUGGAGCAGUUCAUGGGAAAGCGCGGCAUUGUUGACCCCCGUACUAUCGAGUCGCCUGUCGUCUACCAACAGCAGUUCCCAACACACUUCCAGGCGCCGGUUACUAGGCCAUCAUUCGAGGACUCAUUCGAUCCUUAUGCUGCCUCUACCGACUUCAAGGGCUCGUCUCUCAUCGCUGAUGAGCUUGAGAGGGGACUUACCUCCCGCGCGAAGGUUUCUCGUCUCAAUGAGGCCCUGAACAGAUUCCGCAACAUCAGACGCGCUGGUCGCCACCCACGCUACAUCACAUACGCCAAGCUAAUUUCCGCUGCUGCGAGAGAGGAGCGCACCAACCUAGUCCACGAUAUUCUCGGCAUGGCUAGGUCCGAUGUUCCACUCCUGACCCAGUACCCUGUCGUCAGAUACGGAUGGGUGUCGAUUCUGGAUGCCAUGGUCGGAGCCUGCCUCACGCUCGGCAACCGCACCUUGGCUGCCCAGUUCCACCAGGAGCUCCUCGACAUGGGCGCUGCGCCGACCGCGAACACCUUCGGUCUGUACAUCACCACUCUCAAGGAGUCGACCAAGACCUUCGACGAGGCUUCCGAAGCCGUGAAGAUCUUUCACCGCGCCAAGUCCGAGGGCGUCGAGCCUUCUUCCUUCCUCUACAAUGCUCUCAUCGGCAAGCUCGGAAAGGCCCGCCGCAUCGAUGACUGCCUCUUCUUCUUCGCGGAGAUGCGCUCCCUCGGCAUCCGCCCCACCAGCGUCACCUACGGCACGAUCGUCAACGCGCUCUGCCGCGUCAGCGACGAGAAGUUCGCCGAAGAGCUGUUCGAGGAGAUGGAGUCGAUGCCUAACUACAAGGCUCGCCCUGCCCCUUACAACAGCCUCAUGCAGUUCUUCCUCACCACCAAGCGCGACAAGACCAAGGUGCUCAUGUACUACGAGCGCAUGAAGAGCAAGGGCAUCCAGCCUACGAAUCACACAUACAAGCUCCUCGUCGACACCCACGCCACGCUCGAGCCAAUCAACAUGGCUGCCGCUGAGGCCGUCCUAGACGUCAUCCGCAGCACCGGACAGAAGCCCGAAGCGGUGCACUACGCGUCCCUCAUCCACGCCAAGGGAUGCGUACAAAACGACAUCGCCGGCGCCCUCGCAGUCUUCAACUCCGUCUCAGCAGACCGCUCCAUCCGCCCGCAAGCAUGCGUGUACCAAGCCCUCUUCGAGGCUCUGGUCGCAAACCACCGCGUCGCUGAAACCGAGCCGUUCUUGCAAGCUAUGACUGCGCAGAGGGUGGAGAUGACGCCGUAUAUCGCGAAUACGCUCAUCCAUGGGUGGGCGAACCAGGGGGAUUUCAAGAAGGCGAAGGAGGUCUUUGAUGUUAUCGGCAGGGAGAAGAGGGAGCCGAGCACGUAUGAGGCUAUGGCCCGCGCGUUUUUGGCGGCGGAGGAUAGGCCUGCGGCGAUGAGGGUCGUGCAGGAGAUGUUGAGUAGGGGGUACCCGAACGCUGUGUCGGGGAAGAUCCUUGAGCUUGUGGGUGGGGGGCAUGGAGAGGUGGUCUAGGGAGACCGCUGUUGCUGCCGUUCGUGCUGCAUGUGUGUCCCGAGGGUGGUGCGGCCAUCUGAGGGGGACACGUAUCGAUAUUUACCGCUUUUCCUUUGUUUUCUGAUACCCAGUGCGAGACAGUAAUAUAAAAUUUUCGGGAGGAAAGGGGUGGGCGGGUGCAAAACUGGGUGUUUUAUCUUUGCUUUUUGUUUGGGUUGGGCAUAUCUGGAACCGGGCAUUUUUGUGGCGGAAGAAAGGACGGGGGGGCUCUGGUUCGGGUUGGCUAGCCCUUCGGUUGAAUCGAUUUAUCUUGUCGUUUCCUUGGCGUUUUGAUAUCAUCGGUGGUGGUUGGGCGGCCUUUGCUCUGUUGCGACUUGUAUCAACAUUGAGCUUUUGGCGUUUGUUUCACACGGAAGGGGUUUGGGUGGCGGGGCAUAAGGGAGACAAACCCAAAUAUUCGUGUGAUUUAGACAUUUCUCCACUCUUCGAUCUAGACGGCGGGCUCUUUUUGCGUGCGAUUGUGCAUGAGAGGGCGUGGGGUCUGGACUGACCUGUAGUAUAGCUAGAGAUAGCAUAUAAAGAUAAUCUGCCAACUUGUUGUUUUU